Messenger RNA from Condylura cristata (star-nosed mole), 2003 nucleotides. It is a transcript of the gene GFRA3, whose product is annotated as GDNF family receptor alpha 3. The record is from RefSeq and is a predicted model, not a curated record. Gene Ontology annotation, molecular function: signaling receptor activity. Gene Ontology annotation, cellular component: external side of plasma membrane; signaling receptor complex. Bases 205 to 1395 code for a protein of 396 amino acids. The transcript has 8 exons. Gene Ontology annotation, biological process: nervous system development. NCBI's taxonomy places the organism in Eukaryota, Metazoa, Chordata, Mammalia, Eulipotyphla, Talpidae.
GUGCGUUUGUUGGCUUCAGAGUUGGAGGGCGGUGCCCAGGACCUUGGUGGGUGAGUGUCAGCGCUGCAUGAGGAGGGGCGGGAAGCGCUAGUGGGAGGCGAGGCGUAGGCAGAGGAACCUCCUGCAGAGCUCCCUUCCAAAGUGAGCAGUGCCUCAGCACAGAUAGCGCUCCUGGGGGCGGACACCCGACACCCUCAACCGGCCAUGGCGCGCCCCCAGAGCCCGCGACCAGCGCUGCCUGUGUUUCUCCUACUGUUGCUGUUGCCACUGCCGCUUGGAGCUGGGAACCCCAUUCCCACAGAGGGCCGGUUCAUGAACAGCUGUAUCCAGGCCAGGAAGAAGUGCCAGGCUGAUCCCAUUUGUGGAGCUGCCUACCACCAUCUGAAUUCCUGCAUCUCUAAUAACAGCACCCCGUUGUCCCCAGAGGAGCUGUCUGUCCCUGCAGAUUGCCUGGAGACAGCACAGCAUCUCAGAAAUAGCUCUCUGAUGAGCUGUACAUGCCACCGGCGCAUGAAGAAUCAAGCUGCCUGCCUGGACAUCUAUUGGACUGUUCACCGUGCCCGCAGCCUUGGUGACUAUGAACUGGAUAUCUCCCCCUAUGAAGACACGGUGACCAGAAAACCCUGGAAAAUGAACCUCAGCAAACUGAACAUGCUCAAACCAGACUCGGAUCUUUGCCUCAAGUUCGCCAUGUUGUGCACUCUUAAUGACAAAUGUGACCGGCUGCGCAAGGCCUAUGCAGAGGCGUGUUCCGGCUCCCGCUGUCAGCGCCACUCCUGCUUGCAGCAGUUACGCACCUUCUUCGAGAAGGCCCCGGAGCAUCUUGCAGAGGGCCUACUGCUGUGCCCUUGUGCACCUGAAGACCAGGGCUGCGGCCAGCGCCGGCGCAACACCAUCGCCCCCAGCUGCGCGCUGCCCUCUGGGGUCCCCAACUGCCUAGAUCUGCGUCACCUUUGCCUCUCAGAUUCACUGUGCAGGUCACGCUUGGUGGAUUUUCAGACUCAUUGCCACCCCAUGGACAUCCUAGGGACCUGUGCAACAGAGCCGUCCAGAUGUCUGCGUGCAUACAUGGGGCUGAUUGGGACCGUCAUGACCCCUAACUUUGUCAGCAGUGUCAAUACCAGUGUGGCUUUAAGCUGCACCUGCAGGGGCAAUGGCAACUUACAGGAGGACUGUGAGCAACUAGAAGGGUCCUUCUCCAACAACCCCUGCCUCAUGGAGGCCAUUGCAGCUCAGAUGCGUUCUCACAGCCAACUUUUCUCCCAGGACUGGGCAGACUCUACAUUUUCCGUGAUGGAACGCCAGAAUAAAAACACUGCUCUGAGGCUACAGCCCUGGGUGAUCUCUCCUUUCUCCUGCAUACUUACCUGGAUUCUUCUCCUGAGCCUCUGGUAGCCGUACUUCCCUGGGGGCCCUUUUUCCCUUCUAUCAUACCCAAUCUGACUUGCAGUCUGCAAGGGAGGAGGAAAGGGAAGCAUUAGGAAUGAGGUGCAGUAUACAACGUGGUAACUCUAGCACUACCCCGCAGGUCUAGGACUCCAUAUGAGGCCACAGUAGAAGCCAGUUGGCUGAGUCCCCACUUCCUCUGUUCCUCCUUUCUUUUCUGAUGCAGGCUACUUCUCAUCAGGACUUGGUGACCAUAAUUUAACCACAUCUUUGGGUGUUGACCAGCUCUACCCAUCUCUUUCCUGAUCCUUUCCUAAUCCUUUCCUCCUGCCCACCAGGAUCAACAGUCAUUCCCUACUGCAUUCGCCAAAUAGGUGGUGCUGGGUAUUUUGAGGUAGUCUAGAAAGACAUUUUCCAUUAAAGAAGAAGUAGCAAGACUCCUGUCCCCUUAUCUUCUCUGAAUGGGUGAUGGGAACCAGCUGCCUGCCCUGGGGUCUUGCUAAACAUUUGAGCAUCAGGAACCUGAGAAUUUGGGCCUUGCUUUCUUCCUGCUACUGCCUGAAAAGACUUCCCAGUCUCUCGGAUCAUUAAACAUUUUGUUUAAAACUUUGCUCUUA